AACACAGAUAGAUAUCCCAUCUGGAGCUCACUCGCUCGAGACUUCCUCACCAUUAUGGCAUCAUCUGUAUCAAGCGAGCGCACAUUCUCCUCAGCUGGCAUUAUCAUUAGCAAACAUCACAACUGUUUGAAGGCUGAUAUCAUUGAAGUGUUGCAAUGCUUGAAA
Molecule: messenger RNA, 165 nt
Organism: Laetiporus sulphureus 93-53
Lineage: Eukaryota; Fungi; Basidiomycota; Agaricomycetes; Polyporales; Laetiporaceae
Exons: 1
Molecular function (GO): protein dimerization activity
Source: RefSeq, a predicted model, not a curated record